AUGGCUCUCAUGCCCACAAAUCUAAAUCACGAGGUGUCUCUGCAGGUGAAGAUGGACUGCCAGGAACAACUGUUGACUGAGAGAAACAGUGGCUUUUUCCAAAAGCUCAAUGUGACUAAAAGCGCAAUGCAGGAUUUGCUAAAGGAAAUUAUCGAAAUGGACCACAUCUUAGCAGAUGAUGAGGACGACAUUACCUCUGAAAACCCUCAAACUGACUUUCUUCACAAGGAUAUGUUGGAGCUGGAGGCUGAGCAUGACCAGGACCUGAGGGAACAGGAUGAGCAAGGAACAGAUAUUGAUGAGGGCUCUCAAUCGUCUACAUCUCUGCAGUUUUCAAAGAAGAACAUCCUUGAGUUGUGUCUAACGGACAUGCUCCUCAAGCUAAACUGCUGGACAAAGAUAGGUCUCCAAGUGAAAGAACUUGGAGCUGAUUACAUAAAUGGAACGGAGAAAAUUGACAAUAUUGUUAAAAAAUAUAUGAAAUAGAAAACAGUGAAGAGUUUAUUAAAUGACAUGCUGACCCUAAAGCGCCAAAUUGAAAAGCUGGAGGACAAGGACCUUGAUCUUGAUCAGCAGGCAAACACUGAGGUGAAUGCUUGUAAUGAAACUUAUAAAUUAAAGAAAGUCAUGGAAAGAAUGGAGAAACUUUGCAAGAAUGUGAAACUGCUGAAUGCAAAGCUGAGGAUGUAUCAAAUGGAGGCAGAGGACACUGACUUUCACAGUUCUGAAGAAACAGAUAUGGAGGAGAUGGAGGCCCUGCUUCCUCAGGCCCCAGCAUCCUUUUUAGUGCAGAACUCUCUUCCCCCCAUUACAGUGUGGAAACAUGCACUGAGGAUUUUCAUCAUGUUUUAUGUCCUCAUCGUCACUGGACUUUUAUGUUACAUACUAUUUUUUGAUGCUACGUUUCUCUUUGAAAGGGCGCUUCCAAGAAUGCUUGGGCGCCGCACCAUGUGGGACCUGCGGGAGGUGAUAGAGCCUUUCUUGAAUUUGGAAGUGGAAGACUUGUUACCCUCCUAAAGAUACAGAAAUUACU
Molecule: messenger RNA, 1033 nt
Organism: Cebus imitator (Panamanian white-faced capuchin)
Lineage: Eukaryota; Metazoa; Chordata; Mammalia; Primates; Cebidae
Gene: SMCO2
Product: single-pass membrane protein with coiled-coil domains 2
Source: RefSeq, a predicted model, not a curated record